AUUUUCGGGACAAUAAUACGAGAGAAUAUCAGCAGCGACACGAUGUCAGAGGGUUGCACGAGUUGCAGAGGCGCGAAUUAUGCGGGCAAUUCUUUACAAUUGGGCACGACUCCCGGUGGCAACACCGGAAGCUCGUCGUCUACUUCUGGAACAAGCAGCACAACUACAAGAAGAGUUCAAGUCCGCGCAAAAGUGCUCUAUGGCACAGGCAAAGCGAUAGCGAGCUUGCAAGCUCAAGAGAAAGCGGCCAGACACUGACGAGCAUCAUCCUUUCUUCUCUCUCCUACGCAUUAUCAUCAAAGUUGGGAGAAGAAAACGAUAAAGCAAAAUAUUACAUCAAAAAUCAAACGUCAAAUUACGAAGUAGAAAUUUCCGACAAAGACGAACAAUUGCUUUUCGCAUCAACAAGUAAUUUGGAGAAAAGGGUAAAUACUUCAUCGGACUGCAAUCCUUUAACUCCAAGCAUCCAGAAAAGCGAUACAAAUACUUUGUAUUCUAUCGAAGCAACUCGUUUGAAAUAUGUACAAAAGUUGCUAAAGGAAAAGAUAGAAAAGGGAAUAGCAACGGAUGUGUUACAGCCGAGGGAUUCCGCCGGAAUUACGUACAUUCGUGCAAAAGAGACGAAUCAGACGGGAAAUGGAAUUCGACAUGAAUUUUUGAACGCAUCGCGUACUUCUGCAAGCUUCACAGUGGCAAAGUCGGUCAAAAAAGAAAAGGAAAAUGAAGACAAUGAAAAAAUAGAAGAUAUAAAGUUAUAUCAAAAAGAAGAGUCUUUAACCGAACCAUUGAAUAAUGCGGAUAUCAAAAAUAAUAUUCCGAAAUCGUUGAACAAUAUUAAAAGUAACACGUCGCAGCAAGUAAAAUUUUUUGAACAACAGAAUGACGAUGAAAAAAUAAAUAAACAUUUUAACAAAAGUGACAAAGUUUUUUCGUCAACCAAAGGACAUUUUGUUAAAAAUUCGAAUGAAAGUUUGAUCCGAAUGAGCAAUGCGAUGAUACAGAAUACUGAUCCGAAAGUUGGAAAUCAAACUUUCGAGAGUCGCAUCGAACAAGAAAACUGGGAACCCGCAGAAGACGAUCUGAUGGAAGCUGCAGAUUUUGGAUUGCAAGCCAUGCACAAACUUUUCUACAUCCAGGAACCCAAGUUACAUUCACUAGGUCUUUAUCUUGGACGCGACAAUCCAGCGAGAUACGUGGCAGCAUUUAACGAUCAAUCGAAGGAGGCGAGAGAUCUCGCAAAAUUCGGAUACGCAGUUCUUCAAGGUACCGCUAUGUUCUUAAAAAAAUUUCCCAACGCACCAUUAGAAUUACCUUUAUCCCGAACUAAGUUUAACCGAAGAACUCUGUUGGAACAACAAUGCCCGCAAAGAGACCCACCUCAAUGCCCACCGGCUAGUCUAAGAUACAGAACAUCUGACGGUAGCUGUAACAACUUGCAAAAUCUCUGGUGGGGUUCCGCGAUGUCUGCGAUGCAGAGAUUUUUACCACCGGAAUACGAUGAUGGCGUUCAAAGCAUUAGAAGAUCGAAAAAUGGAAGACCGCUCCCGUCUGCGCGAGAUAUCUCGAGUCUAGUCCAUGAAAGUAAAGACAUUCCUUUGGCAUCCGUUACUCACAUGCUAAUGCAAUGGGGACAAUUCGUAGAUCAUGAUUUGACAGCGACCGGUCAAAGCAGAGGAUUUAAUGGUACAGUGCCACAAUGUUGUUUACCAAGAGGUGUCGGUUUUCAAUCGCCAGAGUUUAUGCACCCGGAGUGUUUACCAAUAGCAGUGAAUCUACGCGACAGCUUCUACGGUCCUCUGGGCGUAAGAUGUUUAGAGUUUCUCAGAAGUGGACCGGCUCCUAAGGAGGGCUGCAAAUUCGGCGCUCGAGAACAACUCUCCCAAGUGACCAGUUAUCUGGAUGCGUCCACAGUUUAUAGCAGUAACGCCAUACAUAGUGACAGUCUGAGAAUAUUUCGAAACGGGUUGUUGCAAUACGGAAAAAUUCAAUCGCGACGACCUAUGCUUCCAAAACGUGAAUCCGAUCUGUGUAAACGCGGAUCCUUGUCGACGACGUGCUUCCGAGCCGGUGACGGACGUCUCACCGAGCAGCCUGCUCUUACAUCCCUACACGUCGUCUUUCUAAGAUUGCACAAUAGGAUAGCUACAGAACUAUCCGCCUUAAAUUCCCAUUGGAGCGAUGAGAAACUUUUUCAAGAAACCCGAAGAAUCAUUGGCGCCGUAAUUCAACAUAUAACUUAUCGAGAGUUUCUGCCGAUCGUUCUUGGUCCUCAUGUGAUGAAAAUUUUUGAUCUGGAAGUUCUCAAAAAAAAUUACUACGAAGGAUACGAUCCGACCAUAAAUCCUACAAUUGUAAAUGCAUUUUCAACAGCGGCCUAUCGAUUCGGACACUCGUUGGUCCAGCAGAGUUUUGUCAGAUUUGACAGCAAUCACAGGCCUAUAUUUAAUAAUGUCUCGAUCCACGACGAGUUUAGCAAUCCGGCGAAUUUGGAGACGGCGGGAUCGGUCGAUCGUCUUCUUUUGGGGCUAGUGAAUCAACCGUGCCAGAGAAGAGACGAAUUCAUAACCGAGGAGAUGACGAAUCAUCUCUUUCAAACACCCGGCUUCGGAUUCGGUAUGGAUCUGGCUUCUCUCAAUAUCCAGCGAGGCAGGGAUCACGGUCUGCCGCCUUACGUGCGAUGGCGCGAGCCUUGCAGCUUGUCCCCGAUAAAAAACUUCGAAGAUCUCGAUAGAGUGAUGUCAUCGGAAAUCGCGAGGAAAUUUAGAUUGCUAUACUCGUCGGUGGAAGAUAUCGAUCUCUUUUCGGCCGGGCUGGCGGAGAAGUCAGUGGCCGGUGGCCUGGUCGGUCCAACCUUUGCCUGCAUAAUCGGCCAGCAGUUUAGCAACCUUCGACGCGGCGAUCGAUUUUGGUACGAGAAUGGUGAAAGCGAAAGUAGCUUCACUGCCGGUCAGCUGCAGCAGAUUAGACGAACCACUCUAGCCCAAGUACUGUGCCGAACGAUGGACGGCAUCGAGACCAUACAACCGUUUGUCUUUCUCGCAACGGAUACGUUGAAGAACCGACGUCUGUCCUGCGACGAUCCGAUCAUUGGACAAUUGGAUCUCGAAUUUUGGGCCGAACGACCGUCCGAAUUCAGAAGCUACGUCGACGAAUCGCACAAGAUGAAGGCCGGUAUAGGUGAUUCUAUUUCGAAAUCGAAAGAAGAAAAUAUCAAUUCGAGAAGGAAGAUUAGCAAUCAAGAACAAGCAAAGAUUCAGCCUUUCAAAGGCAGCAUUAAUCAAGAAAAUAAAAUUAUCAUAAAAAGACCGCUUGGACGUCCGGAUAACAAUAAUGUCACAAUCGUGGUCCAGAACAAUGCCGUGAAUUCGCCAGUUUUCGUGAACGAGGGUAUUUACAAUUCGCACAUCAAGAUACAGCAGCCUGCCACCAAACCAAUUUCGAAUCUUAAUCAAGCUGUAAACAAUUAUCGGCCCGUAUAUCGGCCGCAAGCGAAACCGAUACCCACGACAAUUCCCCAUUCGACAAGUUUUCAUUCGGCGAGUUAUCCGUAUGUUCCUCACGCUUUCGACGAUCCUAGUAACCCGAAUCCGCUCGCUUACGGAUAUAGAUCCCCUACCUUUGCGCAGGAUGAUGUCUUUUACGACAAUUAUUCUCCCACAAGUCCGAGGCCUACUCUCUAUACCUAUUAUACGAAUUUCCAGCAAAAAUAUACCACCCAGAUGCCCAAUCGCGAGGUCGAUGGUUAUUUAAUCAAUUACGGAUCCUCGUAUAAUAAUCACGAUUCGCACACUUACGAAAAGCCUUUGAUCAAUCCUGAACAUCAUUAUGAAUUAAGCGAUAAACAAAAAUCAACGCAGAAGCCUGACGUUAAUUUUAAACUUCCAUCAAACGUGCCGUCGAAUUUUAAGCCAAAUUAUGCAUCGAACGACGAAUCUUAUCAUACUCACAAAACAAGUUACGAACAUAAACUUUCAACAACCAUGCGACCGAAUUAUGAAUCAAACAACGAAGCGUACUAUGGACAGAAACUAUCUAUCGUAGGUAAUAAAUCUAAACCUGCAACCAACUCACCAGACGAUGAAUCGUAUAGAUUACAGAGACCGGCUUACGGCGAAUUUAUGUCUCCAGCAAACUUACGACCGGAUUCAAAACCAAAUCAAUCAUAUGGCAUACAAAAGCCGCACGGUAUAGAAAAUUUACAGAAUGACAAUUUAAAUAACAAACCGAAUCAAGAUUACCAGGUCAAUCUGAAUAAGCCACAACAUCAAGAGCAAUGGAACUCGAAUAAUUAUCACGUGAGACCUUCUUCUGAGAGACCAUAUGAUUACGAUGAUCCUGAUGCAUAUCGUAAAAAACCAAAUAUUAAACCGCCAAGUUAUAACAUUAACAACUCCCAUCAAACAACACCGAUUAACAGGCCAAAUAAUGAAUAUAGUUCUCAAUUUUGGACAAAAGAUUCUAACAAGGAUUCCCUGCAAGAUAGACUUUAUGGAUUUAUUUCGAAUUCUGAAACAAGCACUUCUUCAUAUCGAAAAGGUGCAUCUCCAACAUUGAGUACUUUAUUUCCUACAAAUCAUAGUAAUUAUGAUCGAUAUUUCAAUGCAACUUUGAUUUAUCAAAAAAUACUAUCAACUACUCCAAAUAAUGGGAUGGAUGUCUCAUCUUAUAUAACAGAAAGUAGUCAGCCUCUUCAAAGCGAUUCUUUUAAUCCAAAUAAUUCUCCAUUCAAUCAGAAAUUAACAAAUUAUCCGAUAUAUCAAAAAGACAAUCAACCACCAUUGCCUCCUUAUUCAAAAGAAUCGAUCAAUAGACCGUCUACUACGGAUUCGUAUAAACAUGAUAAUUCUUAUAAAAAUCCGAUCAAAUCACCUGAUUUAAAUGGCCCAUUAUUAUCCAGUACUCCAUAUUGGUUAGAAAUCUCGACGAUUAAUUCUCCGAUACAUGGGAAAGACGGAAAUCUCAAUCCAAAGCCAACAAAGGUACAAAGCGUAACAAUCGUCACUGAAACACUCGAAACGGUCCAUCAUCCUGGUCAUUCCGGAUACAUAUCUCAAUAUAAAGUUACCAGUGAAGUUCCAAGACCAUUAGCACAGCAGAUAAAAAGCAAUAUGCCAAAAAUCCCAAAACCGGGACAAUAUUAUUACGAAAAGAACGUACUAUAUCGAUAUCCGGAUGAAAUAAUCGAUCAGAUUCCUACAAAUAAUCAUUAUUCGGCUGAUAAAUCUCGAGAAGUAUUUGUUCAAGAUCAGAAAGCAACACCUAAAAAUAUCGCAGAGGAAACAUCAAUUAUGAACGAUUCGAUAAUAAAUUCUAGAAUGAUUCCAAGCGAUGAAAAUAAAUUAACAACAUCUAUGCUAAUCACUGAUAGUAACAGAGACGAUACGAUGAGUGAUCUUCAACGUACUUUUUCGACAGAUAUUCAAAGCGUUGCACCAGCUGACAUUUCCGAUAGGAUAAAUCGUUGGAUGAAACCACAAGAAGAUCUAAAUUUACCAUCGAUACUGGAAAUGCCCGAAAUUCCAUUAGAUAAAUUUGCAGAUGUGAAGGAAUUACCUAAGCCCAUUAAAUCAAGGAUUUAAGCUAUUUAAAAUUUUACGCUUCUUGAUUCAUCUUCAAUAUUUUCGAUUCUCGAAUGAAACCAG
Molecule: messenger RNA, 5642 nt
Organism: Camponotus floridanus (Florida carpenter ant)
Lineage: Eukaryota; Metazoa; Arthropoda; Insecta; Hymenoptera; Formicidae
Exons: 11
Coding region: 981-5579 (1532 amino acids)
Biological process (GO): response to oxidative stress
Molecular function (GO): heme binding; peroxidase activity
Source: RefSeq, a predicted model, not a curated record